Alnus glutinosa is the source of this 3467-nucleotide messenger RNA. RefSeq names its product probable polygalacturonase. The transcript is spliced from 6 exons. Gene Ontology annotation, molecular function: polygalacturonase activity. The record is from RefSeq and is a predicted model, not a curated record. Lineage: Eukaryota; Viridiplantae; Streptophyta; Magnoliopsida; Fagales; Betulaceae. Gene Ontology annotation, biological process: carbohydrate metabolic process. Bases 608 to 1957 code for a protein of 449 amino acids.
AAUUUGUUAUGCUUAUUUUGUUGGCCCAUGUUACUGUGUCACUGCUUUGUUAACUACUCGAUCGCUGUGUCGGUGUGUCCGACCUCGAGUUCUGCUCUCCUCUCUCUCUCACUCUCACUCUCUCGGAGACGAUCACACUUGUAGACAAAGCUCCGUUGUGGAACUCCGGUGAUUAUUUCCUCAAAGCCGAUCUCAGCCGUCCGAUGCUUCGUCGUCAGAGCUCAAUCUCACAGGUUAAUCUCCAUUAACGCUUCUCUUUUGGAGCUUUCUCUUUGUUCCAUUUCCGGAUCUACCACACAUUUUCACUCUCUCUCUCUCUUUUCUCGAAGAUUCUAAACCAAAUCUUCAAGUAAAUUUGUUCUUUUUCCCCUGUAAUCACUCUCAAUCGGUCACUAAUUCCAUUUCUUUCUCUCAUUUUAUCUCUCAAAAGCUAAUCUCUUUGUUUAAGAAAAUCGCUUUGUUUAUUUUCUCUCAAUCCUCUCCCAAUCGUCCUCUAAAGCACUUUUUGUACCUUUUCUCUUUGGCUCUCUCCAACAUUCCUUUUAAAAAAACAAAGAAAAUUCAUACCUCCGCUAAUUGCCCUUGGAUAAAGCUUGAAUUUACGAAAAUGCUUCGCUUCGUGGUCUCGUUUUUCCUCUGCUUCUCAACCAUUGCACCGAUUCUGAACUCUGUGGCUCUCCCGGAAAUGAUAACGUGCUCGGGGAUGGUACCGAUGAAUUACCGGAACGACAAGAUCUUGAUUACGGACUUUGGGGGUGUCGGUGACGGACGGACGUUGAAUACGAAGGCGUUUCGGGAGGCGAUUUAUCGGAUUCAGCACCUGAGGAGGAGAGGUGGCACGCUGCUUUAUAUACCUCCUGGGGUGUACUUAACGGAGAGCUUCAAUCUCACCAGCCACAUGACCCUCUACUUGGCUAGAGGUGCUGUUAUCAAAGCCACUCAGGAUACUGGGAAUUGGCCUUUAAUUGCUCCUUUGCCAUCUUAUGGAAGGGGGAGGGAGCUCCCCGGAGGAAGGUAUCAGAGUUUUAUUCAUGGAGACGGGGUUCGUGAUGUGGUAAUCACUGGUGAGAAUGGGACAAUUGAUGGCCAAGGGGGUGUCUGGUGGAACAUGUGGAGGCGGGGAACUCUUCAAUUUACUAGGCCGAGUCUCAUUGAAUUCAUGAACUCCAGAGACAUUAUCAUUUCCAAUGUAAUUUUCCAGAAUUCUCCAUUUUGGAACAUUCACCCUGUCUAUUGCAGCAAUGUUGUUAUCCGCUUUGUUACAAUAUUGGCUCCAUCUGACUCUCCCAACACUGAUGGCAUUGAUCCAGAUUCAAGCUCUCAUGUCUGCAUAGAGGACUCAUACAUAUCAACUGGAGAUGAUCUCGUGGCUGUGAAGAGCGGGUGGGAUGAAUAUGGCAUUGCUUAUGGUCGCCCAAGUUCCGACAUCACCAUCCGACGGGUAACAGGAUCGUCCCCAUUUGCCGGAAUUGCAAUUGGAAGUGAAACCUCUGGUGGGGUGGAGAAUGUGUUGGCAGAACACAUAAACCUUUUCAACAUGGGACUUGGUAUCCAUGUGAAGACAAACAGUGGUAGGGGAGGGAUCAUAAGAAAUAUUACAGUAUCUCAUGUGUUUAUAGAAAAUGCUCGAAAGGGGAUUAAGAUUGCAGGCGAUGUUGGCGGCCACCCCGACGACGGAUUCAACCCAAAUGCUCUCCCGGUUGUUGAGGGUAUCACCAUCAACAAUGUUUGGGGUGUGAAGGUUCUGCAAGCGGGUUUGAUACAAGGCAUCAAGAACUCCCCUUUUACAGGGAUUUGCCUCUCCAACAUCAAUCUUCACAGCUCCACACCAACCAGAUCAACAAGUCCUCCUUGGAAGUGUUCCGACGUCAGUGGAGGCUCUCAUCUGGUAAACCCAGGGCCAUGUUCAGAGCUGUCCAGCACCGUUCAGGAUAGUUCAUGUUCCACUGUCUUCUAAUACUCGGUAUUUAUAGUUUUUUUUUAAACGCUUUGAGUGAGCACAUGUUGGCAUAAUUUGGUAUCUACUUAAUGCAAAAUCUUAUAAAUUAAAUCUACCACAAAAACAAGCAAAUACACAUAAUAAGAGUCGCAUAUCCAUCCCAUAACACAUCUAUCUACAGGCAGGAGGCUCUCAUAUCAUACUUCCACAUCUCUCCCGGAUGCAAAAUUAUUUACAAAGCUAAACUCCCACGACAACAUGUUCCUAUAAAAACAAAAAUAAACAACCACGAAUAUAUAUAAUAGGUGUGUUACACACCCUUCUCACAUAUGAGGUGGAGUACACCCCAUAUAAGAGGGAGAGUAUGUAACCGCUGUUUUUUUAGCAUUUUCCUAUAUUAUAAACCACUGGUCACCCAAAGCUUCAAAACAGAUCCAGAAACUUGCUCACACUCUUCAUAAACCCAGACUCGUGCCCGUGCUCGUGAUCGUGAUGGUGAUCGUGCUCGUGAUGGUGAUCGUCCUCUCUCUCACUCUCAUCUCGCUCCACGUGUUGAUGGUGGUGGUGGUGCCUCUUCUUCAUGUGCUCGCUCCUCUCCUCGUCAUCAUCCUCGCGGUGGAACCUGUGCCCCGCGUGGCUCAAUCUAGCCCACAUCUCACGUGCUCCGCCCCGGAACUCCGGAUCCGGACGCGAAUCCUCCUUUGGGGGCAUGAUCAUGUCGUUUCCGUACGGGACCUCGCGGUCGGGGAAGCGCGGGCCCCACGGCUUGAACAUCUGGAUGUGGUUUUCGCGGCGGUGAUGGCGGCAACGGUGGCCUCGACGGGACGUUAACGGGAACGGGCGGAAGUGGCGGUUGACCGGACGGAAGCUGGUCGUUAUCAACGGCUCCGAUUUUGAUUCCGAUUCCGGUGUCUCGGCUUUGAAGCUGAUCAUGGUCAACGGCUCCGAUUCUGCUUCGGAUACCGUUGACUCGGCUUUCCACUCGACCAAGGUUGCGGCUUCGGACUCGGGUUGCUCGUUGGAGGGGAUGUACGUUUUGGGUGCCGGAUCUGGCAAGACGGCAUCUUUUUCGGACGGAUCUAUCGGAAUACGGGCAUGGCAGAGGGCGAGCAAGAAGAACGUGACGGCGACGGCGACGGAGAGUCGGGCCAUUUCUUUUGUGGUGGUUAGGGAAUAUGUGCGAGAGCAGUUAGUGGAAUGUAGCUCAUAUAUAUAGGGGGAGAGAGAGAGAGAGAGAGAGAGAGAGUGGUUCGGGCAGUUAGGGCAGGUGGUUUUAUUCGAGGUUUGACGGAGAUAGAGAAAGACGGGCAGCGGGCAACUGGGUUGACCGACAACGGGCGAUUUCGUCCGGGUCGGUGUGUGUGUGGGAUUCACAUUUGGGGCAGCCGUAGGUUGAUGCAGGAGCAGGCUACCUGCCUUGCGUACACGACAAAUACACAAUACGUGUGAGUUGACUUUGAACCUAUGGCUCACAGGUUUUUGGAGGUUGUAUGCUAUCUGUGUUCAUAAUAUUUUAUUUUUAUUAUAA